AUGAGCGAUAAGCCGGAAAGAAGUGGCUCCAAAGCGUCGGACUCGUCGUCGUCCACCAGCGAAUUUCCAAAUGCUGACCUCAGCAUUUUCAGCGGAUCUUUCGAAAAUGGUCGGUGAAAAAUGAUAUUUCUCACCCCAGUCUGAUAAUUUUGUUUUCAGGAGUCUUCACUUCCAACCUUCCACUGUUCGACUUCAUGGGAGUUGGAAACCAAUACUCUCUGUACUCGCCGCAGCCGUUCGUCAAGUCCAGCGACCCGUGCCGUUUGACUGCCAUCACUACUCCAAAAGAGCCGUUGAAUCUGAAACCCGCUGACUUCGGACUCGCUGAUUUCUCUGUCGGAAACGAAUCGUUCGCCGAGUUCUCCGCCAACAAUUCGUCGUUCGUCGGAAACUUCCAAAGCAACGUCCGUUCUACUCGUCUGCUGCCCGCCUGGGCAGUCGACAUGAGCGGAAAUAUUCGCGAAGAUCUGUCGCUGCAGGAAGUCGUCCGCAACGGAUCUCUCAUAGACUUUGCAAUGGAUCGGACUGGAGUCAAGUUCCUUGAGCGUCAUUAUCCCGCCGAUCCGGAAGAUGAUAUGCACCGGAUGCUGUUUGACAAGCUCACCGAGCAGAACACCGUCUUCACAAGCCUCUGCCGCAGCGCCGCUGGCAACUUCAUCAUUCAGAAGUUUGUGGAGCAUGCUUCGCUAGAUGAGCAGGACCGUCUGGUGGUCACGAUGACCGAAACCGGACUCAUCGAGAUGUGCUUGGACAAGUUCGCGUGCCGCGUCAUUCAGUUGGCCAUUCAAGCAAGCUACUUUUGUGUCUAACCUCUAUCGCAAUUUAAAUAUUUUCUAGAAGUUCGAUGAGUUGUCGGCGUCGAAGCUUGUCGAAGAAAUCAGCAACUUGAACUUCUUGCCUCUGUGCACGGAUCAAUGUGCCAUCCACGUGCUCCAGAAGAUCGUGAAGCUGAUGCCCAUCAAUGCGUGGUCGUUUUUUGUCAAAUUCCUCUGCCGGGACGACAAUCUGAUGUUGGUUUGCCAAGAUAAGUACGGUUGCCGUCUCGUCCAACAGACCAUCGAUAAGCUUUCUGAUAGCCCAAAGGUAACCAACCCAGUUCUUCCAAAGGUUAUCAAAUUGUUUACAGCUCCCGUGCUUCAACUCCCGUCUCCAGCUGCUUCAUGGAUUGAUGACGUCGGUUGCUCGCAAUUGCUUCCGUCUUUCGUCCAAUGAGUUUGCCAACUAUGUUGUUCAGUACGUGAUCAAGUCGUCUGGAGUGAUGGAGAUGUACCGGGACACGAUCAUUGAAAAGUGUCUGCUUCGCAAUCUUCUGUCGAUGUCUCAGGACAAAUACGCCUCGCACGUCGUCGAAGGUGCGUUUCUCUUCGCUCCACCGCAUCUUCUCUCGGAAAUGAUGGACGAGAUCUUCGACGGAUACGUCAAAGAUCAGGAAACAAACCGCGACGCUUUGGACAUUCUUCUCUUCCACCAAUACGGAAACUAUGUCAUCCAGCAAAUGAUCUCCAUCUGCAUUUCUGCCCUAUUGGGAAAAGAGUGAGUUCUACCAGAUUACCGCUUUGCAACCCUUUUCUCCCAGGGAACGCAAGAUGCUCCCGUCGGAAAUGCGUCUCUACGCCAAGUGGUUCGACCGCAUCAAAAGCCGCGUCAACCGCCAUGCGAGCCGCCUGGAACGCUUCUCGUCGGGCAAGAAGAUCAUCGAGUCGCUGCAGAAGCUGAAUGUUCCGAUGACGAUGAUGGACGAGCCGAUGCCACUGUGGGCGGUUCCGACACCGCUCAUGGACAUCACUGCGCAGCUCAUGAACCGUCAGAACUGCCUGAAGCGUUCCGUCUUCGAGGAGUAA
This is a messenger RNA of Caenorhabditis sp. 36 PRJEB53466, 1841 nucleotides long. The record is from the annotation of a GenBank genome assembly. Lineage: Eukaryota; Metazoa; Nematoda; Chromadorea; Rhabditida; Rhabditidae.